Molecule: messenger RNA, 7401 nt
Organism: Pocillopora meandrina
Lineage: Eukaryota; Metazoa; Cnidaria; Anthozoa; Scleractinia; Pocilloporidae
Source: the annotation of a GenBank genome assembly
AUGAGGGUACAUCUCCAAAUAUGCCAACUUCUGAUCUCUGCUCAAGUCUUGACGGUUUUCUUGUUCUCUACAUUCGCGCGCUCUGAACAACGUUCAAAAACAGGAAUUAUCACCGCGGGUGACAUCAUAAUUGGCGGCUUAAUACCCGUUCACUUCUCGCCCAACUUUUCGCCGCAUCCUGGAAAUUCUUCAUGCCAGGGUUCCUUCCAUUUGCGCGGGUUCAAAGGAGUAGAAGCUAUGCUAUACGCGAUAGACCUCAUAAACAAAAACACUACGUUGCUGCCAAAUGUAACUCUGGGAGUUGAUGUAAAAGAUACAUGUGGAAGUGUGGAUUAUGCAAUUAUGGAAAGCUUGAGUUUCGACUUUAUCAGAAGCGCUUAUGUUGCUUCAGAGCUUCUUGAUUGCGCAGAGGAUUCAUCCAGCGAAAAGCACUCGGUACUCAAACCUAAAGCCAGUGAUAGACCUAUGUCAGGAAAGAAAGAUUCGAAGAGACACGAUGGUGAUAUGUCAGGUUUGUUUUAUUGAUGUUGGCUGAAAGUCGCUUGAGUUCAAUUUUAUUUCUUAAGUUUUGUCAUCCAUAUUACAUUUUCUGAUAAAUAUCGAGCGCGAUUCCGUUAUUCAACGCAAUUUAUUCAAUUUCAUACGCACGUAAACAAAAUAACCCGCUACCGCGCCAGAUAAUUUUUUAAACCGUGGCUUCUUGUUCUCUGUAUUGUGGCGAAUUGACCCACUGAGUCAAACAGCUCGUUUAUUUGCUCUAUAUUCACGCUAAUGACAGUCUCUAUCGCGUCCAGUGUUUUUAGACGCCAUCUAAUUUACAAAUGUGUUUUAACUACAACGACGACGUGAAAAGUCGUAAGAAAACAUCUGACUUCCAGUCUCUGCCUUCCAUUUGAAUCAUUUCAUGUAUUUCGCACAGACGACCAACUUUAAAAGUUGUGUACACAAACACUAUAUCCAGUGUUUCUACUUUGCUUAACUCACGAUCUAGAACUGACAGUUCAGUUUCGAUAUGCAUGCGCAUGAAGUUCAGUCUCUCGAAAUCAAGUUCAAACUUCAUACAGGGAGGGUGGAUUGCAGCCGGUUCUUAAACGAAACAAAAUUUUUUUGUAUUUGUUACCUAAAAAAAAUUAUUUAGUUUCCCAUUAGUGUAAUUAGUUCUGAAAAAAAAUUUAUUUUGAAGCCUGUUGUGUUUGAAACAUCUAUCUACAUUUUCAUUCAAUCGACUUUAAAAUGGAUAAUAAUAAAAUAUUGCAUCCAAUCGAAAACCAAGAUAUCUGGCAAGUUUUAGCAAGGUUUACGUAAUUUAAAUGCCCAUAACACUGAGUACAAAUCACAAAGCAGAUUUCAUAGAAAUUUAGGCCAAACAGGCUUCUUUUUCUUAAAAUUUGACUUUUUAAUUAAGAAAUACGCCGGAUUAAAACCCUUUUAAAAAAUUUUUUAAAGUUACGCCCACGACAAGACAGCAUGCAGUAGCUGUCACAACUAUAUUUCGCAAACUGACAGAGCUUUCAACCUGUCCAAAGCUCUCCGUUCGUGGAGAAGUCUGUAUUGAAUGAAAUCUUAAUUUUUUUCCGACAGCAGAUUGUGGCUUCCGUUCUCAAAAAACAGGAAGAAAAAAAUGCUGAAAUAUGACCAUAAUCGUGCCUGUCAACCACUCUCGAAACUGUCAAUGCGAAACCGCAAAGUAUACCUCUCAGAAUUUGAAGAACCUUUGGUGAAAUGCAUUAAAAAUUAUGAAUUUUUGCCAAUAAUUUGCCCGCCAAUAAGUGAGAUAUAUCUAUAAAGCAAAUUAGAUUAGAUGUUUUUCAGGUACUUUCAAAAUUAACAUGAUUUUUAAUAUUUUCGACUUAAGUCAUAGUUUCUAAGUAUUGCUGAAUAUUUUCAGGAUUAACUUUCUGUAAAAUUUUUCGAUCUGCCUUACAGUUUCCAAGUCAGUGUUCAAUAAACACGCUUGAGAUAAAUUUGAGUUUUGGUAAAUGUCGUUCUACUUGUUUAUAGCAAGCUGAAUAAAUACGACGAAUGCAAAGUGUCUUGAAAGCACUUCACAGAUCACACACGUAAUAGAAAUAUCACGUCUUUUCCUUCAUUCCAGAUGAGUAAAACCUUAAUUGCAAAAUUAACUGGAUCAAUUUUGUAGAGUGGAAACAAGGCGCGUUUACUGAAGAAUAUUUUGACUAAAUGCCGUGCAAAACUUUGGUUCAUUAGUAAUGCAAACUCCUCGAUAAUUUGUAUGUUUUUGUUGAACAAAACCGGGAUAAACUCUAACUAGUUGAAAUUAAAACAAUCCUAAAUUCAAAGUCUAUUCUUUACCCUACUUAAAAUUAAUUAUAAAAUUCUGUGUAGAGGGAAGUAUUUGAAACGAAGUUACUUUGGCCUAGAUAAAGAAAAAAUAUUUCAACUAAUAAAAUAACUAAUGGCCUUGUGGCCAUACUUUGCUAGACCAACCACUUGCAUGAAAAAUUAAUUUUGUUUUUGCGCAUUAGUGUCUGCUGUGGAAUAAGAAAAUACAAGUGAAUCCGUAUUUAAUUAAAGAUUUAACUCCGAAAAUCUAAAUAUAUUCGCUGCGACUUCAUAAACUUCCGUGAAAUGCGUAAGCUUAUUUGUCUCUAGUUAAAACUUAGAAACAAUAAACAUUUUUUGGCGAAUAAUACAUCGAGGGGUCCAUACAUAAUUGCAAUGUUUUAAAUUUUCAUAUUUCGCCAUGGUUAUCCAUUAUCAUGUUCCUGUGACAUCUUUACCCUCUUUUAGUACUUACACAACAUUAGACACAACAUUAGACACUUUUAAACGGAAAACCUUCGUUUUGUCUUAGCGUUUCUGUAAUAACUGUAAAACUAUUUCUAGGGGUUCAGGUUAGUGCUCACGGACUAAGAGGCUUUUGAAUCGCAAUGAGGGGUUUCGUUAAUUGUGAAAUUUCUUAUAUAUAACUGUAACCGCAAAGGACUGCGAAUUUACCUUUUUGACCUGAUACAAGGUGUUGAUUUAAUCCGAAUAUGAAAAUCAAGGUUGUUUUCCCACGCAGCCUUGUAAGCACUUCUAUUUGAGAAAAUUUGAGAAAGAAAAUUAACCAAACGUAAAGUCGAAUGGGAAUCAAGAGAAUAUUAAUCUUUCGCCCGAAUUUACCCUCAAUAAUUACCCUAGUAUUAUAAGCGGCCGUGAUCGAUUCUUUGAGAAACCCCAGCCUUUUCUAUGUUUCUGUUUCGGAUUUGAUUGAUUCUCGAACAUUACUGUGAUAAAUACAAAGUUAUUUGUUCGUUCUGACUCGCUUUUGCUGCGAGAAUAGCUCGUCUUGUAUACAAGUUUCUAUGGUGUUGUUCUUAAUAAAAAACACAUUACUUUAUUUAGGUUGCUGUUCAAGUAAGUCUCGCACAGCAGCUAUCGUUGGAGCAGCUUUUAGUGGCGUAACCAUGGCAACAGCAAGCCUUACAGGCCUUUUCCACGUGCCUGUAAUUAGUUAUGCUUCAACGAGUCGUCUUCUCAGUGACAGGUCUCGGUUCCAGUACUUCUACCGAACGGUUCCGUCAGACAACCUCCAGGCUCAAGCAAUUACUUCCCUUCUUCAUGAAUUUAGGUGGCAUUUUGUCAUCGUUCUCGCGUCCGAUAACGAAUACGGGCGAUCAGGUGUCACAGCCUUGAAGCAGACGAUACAAAAUUACACGACUCGAGUUCAGAUCUGCGUAGUAGUCGAUAAACUUUUUUCAAGGAAAGGGAGUCAAUAUGAAAUGACUCGUAUCUUUAGAAAGAUCCAACAAUUUCCACGAGCAAAAGUUAUAAUUCUCUAUGCUGAAUUUCCAGAUGCAGUGUACUUUUUCAAAGAGGCAAAAAUGGCAUCGUUAAGGAAUUAUGUGUUUAUUGCGACUGACAGCUGGGUUGGGUCUACAGAAGUGGUUCAAGGCUCCAGUGAUGUUUUCCAAGCGAUCAUCGGUUUGAGGCCUCCGAUCGUUUCCAUGCCAAAAUUUGACGCCUACUUCUUUGAAACUCUCAAGGAAAACAACAGUAGAAAUCCAUGGGCUUCCGAAUGCAAUAAAAGUUUAAUUUGCAGUGAUAAAAGCGUUGAAAGGUGUCAAUCAGAAGUUCAUCACGAUGGGUAUGUCGCUUACAUAUUGGACGCGGUAUUUUCAGUGGCGCAUGCGCUACACGAAAUGCUCAGCUGUGACAAAAAAGCGUGCGCUAAGAAAUGGAGGGAUGUGGACAUCCGGGAUCUUUCACAGUUCAUUCAAAAUGUAUCGUUUGAAGGAUAUUCUCAAGAAAAUAUCUUCUUUAACGAAGAGGGUACUACAAAGGGAAGAUACGAUGUUUAUUAUCUGGACAAAGAAAGCAGCAAGUACAUCAAAGUGGGUUCGUGGAGUCAGACUGCACUAAGCCUUAAUUUAUCGAGAAUUUCACAACAUGGACCUGAUUUUCCAUUGCCGGCUUCAGUCUGCAGUAACUAUUGCAGGAAAGGUACGAGUGUGCUGUUCGUCUUUACAGUUUUAAGGCUUUCGCUAUUAAGUAGCCAAGUAAAGGCUUACUCAAGACGUGCACUUCGUGCAAUUUGAAACUAACUAUUGGAAAGUCUUCCUCAUGAGGCAAUUUCGGUGAGGCAAAGAAAUGAAGGGUAUCGGAUCGUCUCCCACUUAGUUGGCUCGUACCCAGUUUGAGUCGGUUCGUACCCAGUUUGAGUCGGUUCGUACCCAGUUUGAGUCGGUUCGUACCCAGUUUGAGUCGGUUCGUACCCAGUUUGAGUCGGUUCGUACCCAGUUUGAGUCGGUUCGUACCCAGUUUGAGUCGGUUCGUACCCAGUUUGAGUCGGUUCGUACCCAGUUUGAGUCGGUUCGUACCCAGUUUGAGUCGGUUCGUACCCACUAAACAAGUUACAUUCAAUGGUCGUGUAUUAAAAAUAAACACCAAAGAAACAAAACUUCAGUUGAGCCGGCAGAUAAGAAACUGACCCUUAAAGUACAAAACAUGGAAAACAAUCAUUAUUAGUUUAGGUAAAAACUGACUGAUCAGACUGCACGCUGGUUAAUAACUGACUGAGUACGAAACGUGCGUGGGUACGAAACGACCACAUGCAAAGAAAGAAAGCGUCACAAAGGGUGGUACCGGAAAUAAAUAAACUCAAAAUUAAGAAAAACUUUGCGUUAUCCACUCUCUUCUUUUUGGACCAACAAAAAGAUUUCACAAUUGGUGUCUUUAUCACUAAAUAAAGGUCCAUUCCCCAGCCGUGAAAACCUCUCCUUUCACGUUUCUUCUCCUUUCGCUCCGUAAUUGUUGUUUAUUUCCUCUUUCACGCCAGGCGAAUACAAGAUUCCAAAAUCCCAGUUCCCGGAAUGCUGCUGGGAUUGUGCAAGGUGCGACGGGAAAUCAUUUACCAAUACGUCACACAUGACCAAAUGUUCCUAUUGCCCAGAAGGAACUUGGCCCACCGCUGACCACUCGGCGUGUCGUCUCAUCGAAGCGACCUACCUCCACUGGGGUGAGAGUUGGGCAGUUGUGAUCGUCUUCUUUUCAUCAUUUGGUUUGAUCAUUGUGAUACUCACUGGCGUUGUAUUCAUAAAAUUUCGCGCAACACCGGUGGUGCUAGCUGCUAGCAGACAACUAUGCUACUUCCUUCUAUUGGGAAUUGCAAUGUUCUACGUGACACCUCUUCUAUACAUCGCCAAGCCUUCAGCGGUCACCUGUAGAAUUCUUCCAGUUAUGUUUGGGCUCUGCUUUGUACUGGUGGUUGGUAAGUACUGUUGCUGUUGCGGCAUCAGCCUCUAACCAGGCCUUUAUUAUCAGCGCUUCGGUAAGAUCGUUUCUGCGCCUGCGUAAAAAUUAUGAAGCUUGAAUAACACGAGCCAGUGAGUGGUCUGUAGUAGAGCCAGACCCGGCAAACCUCUUCCCAACUCGUCUUAACCCUCCCCCCCUCCCCAUGCCACCCUGCGGAGGAAAACGCGCGUCCAACCGUGCUCGUAAUGAAGGACCUGCUCUGAGGCUGUUACGGCAUGUAACUUUUCCAUCGAUUUAACUUUAGCAUCACGCUUAAAAAAUCAUUGGUCUCUUUGUCUUUGAAAGUUAGUGUGGACAUUCGUGUUCAAUACUAAAAUGAUUUCUUCUCCUUCCUCUGCAUUUUCAUCUUUCCCAGGCACAAUUCUCAUCAGAACGAAUCGAGUGUCCAGGAUUUUUAAUGAGAAGCUUCUUCGGACAGGAAAAAUCAGUUGCCUUGGCAACCACUGGCAGAUGUUUAUAUUAGGAUGUUUGUUGAUCACUGAGCUCGUACUCACCGUUGCUUGGGUAUUCGGUUCCUCGUCUCAAGUGUUCCCGCAAGUAAUCUAUUCCAAGGCUUCUAAAGAUGCCUCUCUUAUCUGCAGCUUGAGCGGAAGUCACAUUGGAUUUUCUUUGUGGCUUAUCUACAACGCAGGCUUGGUCGUCGUGUGCACAUAUCAAGCUUUUCUUGUAAGGAAAGUGCCACAUAAUUAUAACGAGUCUAGAUUAAUUGCGUUUAACAUGACCACACUAUGUAUUACUGUCCUUGUCUAUAUUCCGUCAUACAUGGGUACCUCAGGCUGGUAUCGGACAAUUAUUUCGUGUUUCAUGCUUAUGUUUCUUGGAACUCUCACGUGGGCGAGUAUCUUUGCACCGAAGAUUUAUAUAAUUCUGUUCCGACCGCACAAAAACAUUCCCAUGAGACCUUCCGUGAGCUCCAUCACGCUGGGAGUGAUCUCACCCUCGCCUACUGGGGUCAGCAGUAUUAGUGAACAGUACAUGUGCAGUAGGAAAAAUUCUCUGAAUCCCAACGAAGAUGGAACGUGGGGAGGCUCGUGGGCCAAGACUGAUUCGGCUCGUGAACUGAACGAAAAUGUGGCAAUCACUGAGGAAGAUGAUUCGCCGUGUGAACAAUUUGAUGAUUUUUCCGAGAAAGAACUGAAAGAAAACCAGGAAACUAAUACAAGUAUAGCUGAUAAGUCACAACCACAACAGGAAAACUGUAAAAUGACACCCCAAAAGAAUACUUCGAUGGUGCAUUUCGAAGACGAAAUGCUAAAUGAAUGCGAUGAAGGCAGAGACACACAAGUGUUCCCUGAAAAGAAAACCAGUGGUAGCCAAGGAGGUAUCUUAAGAAGAACUUAUAACUCAGAGAUUCAUGAAAAUUCCAUUAAUGGGAUCGUUCCAAGGAAGAAAAAAACAUCACUUGUUCGUUUUCAGGACGAAGUGUUAAGUUGUAAUAUUAAUAAUUUAACAGACUACCAUAGGAUUGCGCUUCCCGCCAAAGGAGAACCCAUUCAAAUACCGAAAGGAAACCUUGAUGCGGAGACCAAUAACAAAGGAGAAGUGUAUUGUUCAUGUGCUUCAACUUCAGCUGAAAAAACAGAAACCAACCGUGUCACAGAAAAAGAGAGAAAGCGGAAAAUAUCUGUCUACUCGUUCCAGUGA